AUGGCACACUUCUCCUUCCAAAGAGGCGACCAGGUCGAAAUCUGCAGCAAACUCGAUGGCUUUUUCGGGUCGUAUUACGAGGCCACCGUCGUCGCAAACAUGGGCACCAACUAUGUGAUCCAGUACCGUAAUUUGGUUGAGGAGUUCAACGAGUCUGAGCCGCUCAAAGAGACCGUCAAGGCCUCCGAGGUCCGCCCACUUCCGCCGGAAAUCAGGGGUGUUCAUAGUGCGGUGUUUCAUGUGGAUGAUAGGAUCGAUGCUUACGAUCUUGAUGGGUGGUGGGUCGGUACUGUUUCGUCGGAGGAUAAUGGGUCUGGGUUUCAUUCUGUGUUCUUUGAGUAUACUGGGCAAGAACUAGAGUACCCUGUUUUGAAUCUGAGGGUUCAUCAAGAUUGGCGCAAUGGGAAAUGGGUGUCGUCCAAGAAGACCAAGCGGGGUGCUGUGCGUUGA
Molecule: messenger RNA, 450 nt
Organism: Argentina anserina (silverweed cinquefoil)
Lineage: Eukaryota; Viridiplantae; Streptophyta; Magnoliopsida; Rosales; Rosaceae
Product: protein AGENET DOMAIN (AGD)-CONTAINING P1
Exons: 1
Coding region: 1-450 (149 amino acids)
Source: RefSeq, a predicted model, not a curated record